Talaromyces rugulosus is the source of this 2307-nucleotide messenger RNA. RefSeq lists its product as uncharacterized. The transcript has 3 exons. Gene Ontology annotation, molecular function: DNA binding; zinc ion binding; DNA-binding transcription factor activity, RNA polymerase II-specific. The record is from RefSeq and is a predicted model, not a curated record. Gene Ontology annotation, biological process: DNA-templated transcription. Lineage: Eukaryota; Fungi; Ascomycota; Eurotiomycetes; Eurotiales; Trichocomaceae. Gene Ontology annotation, cellular component: nucleus. Bases 1 to 2307 code for a protein of 768 amino acids.
AUGGAUUCUCGAGCAACAGAGCCAGCGCCUCCGCGAAGACCAUACCGGUCCAGACGACGUCGACCGUGCGAUGUAUGUCGUCGACGAAAGCAGUCGUGUCGCAUCGAAGGAGCUUCUCCAUGCACAACCUGUCGCACAUUAGGAACCCCUUGUACAUUUAAUGAUCCCCCAUGUCAGAGACGUCGGCAGGUAGUUCGCGUCUCAGCGGUUGCCAACCAGCCAGAUGAGCUCCAUGCUGCAUCUCAGCAGGAACCAACAUGGCCAAUCGACGAUGGACUACCCUUGCCGCUGGAGUCGAUUGAUGCGACCCUAUUUGCCUCUCACGAUAGCUUGUGGCGUGCACCGUUCUCCCCGAGUGAACUAUUCCCUCUGGAGGAAGUACUACCAAACAUAUCGCGCGAUCCUGCUGUCAACCGCCCCGUAGAGCCUUGGUCCCAGUCCGAGAAAUCCAACAACCCUGCUACUACUGUUCCUCUAGCCGCACGAAAUCAGUGGGCAGAAAACCAUGAAGAAGAAUCAUUUUCUUCCGGACAAUCACCUUCGAGUGGCUCUGAACGAGAUCCAGAUGAAAUGACACAACCAUCGCUACCAGUGAAGUCGUUGGAUCACAUAGAAGGCUUUGCUACGCAAUACCUUGGGCUUUCAGCAGAUAUGGAUCCAUAUUUGCUACGUGAUCUUCAGCGUGACGAUGGCGCUUCUAGGUUCCCGAAAUUUCCCUACCGUGGAAUACAGUCUGGAGAUGCCAUCGCUGAGACAGAGCAAAUCCCAGUCCAGUUCGUUCUCAAUAGCACGCAUGCCCGCACUGAUCCACAUAAUUCCAAUGCGCAACAUGUUCUUGACCCGGAAGCAGCCGCUCAAAAUAAGCUUGACGCCAUCGUAUGUCCUGAAACUGGCGUUAGACUCAUGAGCCUGUUCCUUCGAUUUGUAUUCCCUAGCUUCCCUGUUCUCUCGAGGACCCGGCUCGACUUAUCAGGGGAAAAGCUGGUUCCUCAAUUAAGCUGUUUAAGACUCACUCCGUCUUAUCUCCUCGCUGUUAUAUAUGCGUUGGCCCUACCAUUUUGGCGCCAAGACCCUCUACUUUGUGUUUCACAAUCUCACGCCAAUAUACCAGUGAAUGAAUUGAGAAAGAUCGCUCUAGAGGGGGUCUUGAGCGAAUCUCAAGUCCCAAAAUUGAGUGUACUGCAAGCGACACUGCUCUAUUUGCAGAUUACGGAACCAGGCGCGCCUACAAAAGCACCCGAGACACAUUUCCGUUGGUCACUAUUAGGUUUCGCAGUUUCUUUAUCCAAUACCCUUGGGCUUCACCUGGACUGUCUGUCUUGGCCCAUUCCGGCCUGGGAAAAGAGAUUAAGGCGACGUCUUUGGUGGAUUACCUUUUGCGACGCUACUUGGCGCAGCUUGCUUACGGGCUACACUAAUCCCAUCGUCGCGGACCAGUGGGAGGUAUCUCCUCUUUCCGAGCAAGAUUUUGUGAUUGACGACUUAAGUUGCCCUACGGAGGCGACAAGGCUCAAAGAAACUCCUGAACGAUGUGAGUUCUGUCACCGAGGGUACGAUUUUCUCUUCACCGCUGCCUUGUCUAUAAUCGCCUAUGAUGUCUAUACAUCAUUCUAUACUCUUCGAGCUACACGAAAAUGUGCCUCGGAUUUCAAGUUAUCUUUCGAAACGGCCAAAUCGCUGCUACAGAGAAUAGAAAACUGGGACAGGGAGGUUCCCUCAUAUCUUCGACGGGAUGCUGCUAGGCAACCUAUCGCAGUUAAAACCACUUUUCAUUCUUACUCGUCGGCUUAUCUGAGGCUGGCAUGCUUGACGCUUGAGGUUUUGGUUCAUAGGGCUGUAUUUCGGUCAAUGAAGACAGCUUCUGGCGGCCCGUCAAUAGAUUUGUUGCCAAACUCGGUUCAACCCCCUACUUGGCAACAGGAUUAUCUCCGGGAAGCAAGACACAAAGCCAAGACGACUCUGAUGAGGCUAAUAUCAUUUGCGCAAGGAUUGUCGUGUAAGGAUGCCAACUCAUUUUGGCACUCAUGGGCACGAGUAUGUUUUUCGGCAAUCUCAAACUUUAUUAUACUGCAACUUCUCAAGUCCUCAAAUCGCAACGAGGCUAAAGAGGCUAUAAUAAUACUGGACCAGUGGAGUGCCGUUCUUCGCGAGCAGUCAAUACUUUUCGAUCAAAUACACUCUGGUCUCCACCGUCUCGAUACCAUACUGCUAUCAGGAUUUGACAACUUGUUUUCAUGUCGAGGGUAUAUUCAGGAUGUGUUGCAAGAACGUGCUAAUGCGGAAUCUGAAAUACCAACAAAGCGUUAA